AUGAGAAAUGGUUCUUACGUGAAGCAAGAGAACGAAGGAUGUAAGAUCCUGUGGGACUUCACAGUACAAACUGAUAAGGUGCUCGAACACCGGAGGCCUGACAUUGUCAUUCUAGAUAAGGAGAAACGAAAAUGCAUUAUCAUUGACUUUGCAGCACCAGGAGAUCAAAACAUUACCACCAAAGAGCAAGAAAAGAUCACGAAAUACCAAGACCUGAGAAAAGAGAUUGAAAAACUUUGGGAUGUUAAAACCGCUGUAGUGGGAGAUGCACUGGGAACAGUUUCCAAAGAACUGGAAAAACAACUAAAACGAAUAGACAUGCCUCCUGUAGCUCCGUGCUUGCAGAAGGCAGUAUUACUAGAUACAGCAUCCAUCUUGAGGAAAGUGCUUGGCAUCUCAGGUGUUGACUCGUACAGGAACAUAAUGCGGGGCGCUGUGCUCACUGUGCUGUUGGUGGCAGCUGCGACCUUCGUGUCCGCAGAAGAAGAGUCAAAGGAUGCAGACCGUGCCAAGUUUUUCUUUGGGACUUACCGGACUACCACAUAUACCGUCGUGUCCGCUUCCACGUCGACAGUGUUCGCAACAUGCCUCUCUGGCACUGAUACCACCCUGUGCGCCGGCCGCAGUGCCCGGCGUGCCAGGAGGAAGCUAGACAAGGCCCUCGAGGACGUACGGAAGGUCACAGACGGAGACCUCAGCGGCAGCUUGCUGGACACCAAGAGCGUCGUCGAGAAUUUGGAGGACGUUGAAGACAAGGACAAGCUAGCCUUCACCGUGUGGACCACAUCCCGGACCACCACCUCCGUCACCGUGUUCUUCACCAACACCUCGUCCACUGUGCGCGUCUCCUUCUACUGCGUCGCCGGCGGCAUUUCGCUGCCCAACGGUUGCGCCGGCACCGGCUGAGGCGACGGCGGACGGCCCAGUCUCCUGCUCGCCUGCCUCUGCACGACUUUGUUACUGUACAUAUAUGUAAGGUUCUGAGCUCUUCUGUAUAUUUAAGAAAUAAAAAGAAAGCCAAAA
Penaeus chinensis is the source of this 1023-nucleotide messenger RNA. RefSeq lists its product as uncharacterized. Lineage: Eukaryota; Metazoa; Arthropoda; Malacostraca; Decapoda; Penaeidae. The transcript has 4 exons. The record is from RefSeq and is a predicted model, not a curated record. The coding region runs from base 1 to 906 and encodes 301 amino acids.